This is a messenger RNA of Indicator indicator, 1476 nucleotides long. It is a transcript of the gene DRD1, whose product is annotated as dopamine receptor D1. Gene Ontology annotation, biological process: G protein-coupled dopamine receptor signaling pathway; vasodilation; adenylate cyclase-activating adrenergic receptor signaling pathway. Gene Ontology annotation, cellular component: plasma membrane. Lineage: Eukaryota; Metazoa; Chordata; Aves; Piciformes; Indicatoridae. Gene Ontology annotation, molecular function: G protein-coupled receptor activity; dopamine neurotransmitter receptor activity, coupled via Gs. The record is from RefSeq and is a predicted model, not a curated record.
AUGCAGUGUUUCUGUGGUGGUUUUGUACAUAAGAUUUGCUAUGCAAUUCCAAAACUAAAAGAGGAAGAGAGACGGCCCUGUGUCCCAGAGCAAAACGAAUCAGAGGUGAAAGGAGAAACUAUGACUUGGAACGACACCACUAUGGAUGGGGAAGGGUUGCUGGUGGAAAGGGACUCUUCCUUUCGGAUCCUCACAGGCUGCUUCCUAUCACUGCUGAUCCUCUCCACGCUGCUUGGAAACACGCUAGUCUGCGCAGCUGUCAUUAGGUUUCGCCACCUCAGGUCCAAGGUGACCAACUUCUUUGUCAUCUCCUUGGCCGUGUCAGACCUCCUAGUGGCAGUUUUGGUCAUGCCUUGGAAAGCUGUGGCUGAGAUAGCUGGUUUCUGGCCUUUUGGUUCAUUUUGCAACAUCUGGGUGGCCUUUGAUAUUAUGUGUUCAACAGCCUCCAUCUUAAAUCUCUGUGUCAUUAGUGUGGACAGAUACUGGGCCAUCUCCAGCCCAUUUAGGUACGAGAGGAAAAUGACCCCCAAGGCAGCCUUCAUCAUGAUCAGCGUGGCGUGGACUUUGUCUGUUUUGAUUUCCUUCAUCCCUGUGCAGCUGAACUGGCACAAGGCUACAACCACAAGCUUUUUGGACCUAAAUGCCAGCGUAGAAAGUGUAAGCACGGACAACUGUGAUUCUAGCCUGAACAGGAUGUAUGCUAUCUCCUCUUCUCUAAUUAGCUUCUAUAUACCUGUGGCCAUCAUGAUAGUGACUUACACAAGGAUAUACAGAAUUGCUCAAAAGCAAAUACGACGCAUCUCAGCUUUGGAGAGAGCAGCAGUGCAUGCCAAGAACUGCCAGAACACGAGUGGCAACAGAAGCAGUAUGGACUGCCAGCAACCAGAGAGCAACUUCAAAAUGUCCUUCAAGAGGGAAACAAAGGUUUUAAAGACUUUGUCAGUGAUCAUGGGGGUGUUUGUGUGCUGCUGGUUGCCAUUUUUUGUAUUGAACUGCAUGAUUCCCUUUUGUGAGCCUACCCAACCAUCCAAGGGAGCAGAAGCUUUCUGCAUUGAUUCUACCACCUUUGAUGUUUUUGUUUGGUUUGGAUGGGCUAAUUCUUCCCUCAACCCCAUCAUUUAUGCCUUCAAUGCUGAUUUCCGCAAGGCAUUUUCGACCCUGCUAGGAUGCUACAGGCUCUGCCCUAUGUCCGGCAAUGCUAUCGAGACUGUUAGUAUUAACAAUAAUGGAGCAGUUGUUUUUUCGAGCCAACAUGAGCCCAAAGGAUCCAGCCCCAAAGAGUCUAAUCUGGUUUAUCUGAUUCCACAUGCAAUCAUCUGUCCAGAAGAAGAACCUCUCAAAAAGGAAGAAGAGGGUGAACUGUCUAAGACCUUGGAGAAAAUGUCUCCAGCACUGUCGGGUAUCUUGGAUUAUGAAACUGAUGUUUCAUUAGAGAAGAUUAAUCCCAUUACACAAAAUGGACAGCAUAAAACCUGA